Messenger RNA from Cynoglossus semilaevis (tongue sole), 5563 nucleotides. It is a transcript of the gene zdhhc5b, whose product is annotated as zDHHC palmitoyltransferase 5b. Gene Ontology annotation, biological process: protein palmitoylation. The record is from RefSeq and is a predicted model, not a curated record. Gene Ontology annotation, molecular function: palmitoyltransferase activity. The coding region runs from base 1413 to 3581 and encodes 722 amino acids. The transcript has 13 exons. Lineage: Eukaryota; Metazoa; Chordata; Actinopteri; Pleuronectiformes; Cynoglossidae.
UUCGCCGUGGUCACCAUUUAGCCAAAGGUACCACAGAUAUUUAGUCAGAAGAUUUUCGAGUUAGUGAGCGCAAAACUCGCCAGAUUGCUAGGGAACGCUAGCUAACUCUUUUAGCUGUGGUAAAGGACUGAGCGUUGUCGCAAAACUUUCGAAGCUUGGUGAGGGGCAACAAAUUAUCAGUGAAUUUCUGCUGCUCACUGCCCCCAUGGCUGAAAGAAGAUAGUUGGAUAAAGAAAAAGGAUUAAAAUGGAUCAAACAACGUAACGUCGCUGCUGCACAUGGCUUUAUUUAAGAGAUGCAAAAUGGGAAAGGAUUUUUACCUGCAAAGAAUUAGGAGGUUUCAGAGGUCUCUAUAUGCAACCCAAGCCAAGUUUGACGACACAUCUGUGACGUGCACGGGACGUCUUUUUCAAAUGAGUUGAUUUUACCCCCACUUUACCACGAAGACUCAAGGCAGGAGUCAAAAACAAAUCUGAGGGACCUUUUUAUGUCCAAUAAAUUUGUCAGUGCAUGGCUAAACAUCAUGCGGACAUUUUUGCUUGUUUAUAGCAUCUUCCAAUAAUACAGUUGGCCUUUAUUUGGAAGGUAUUGAGCCAGUUUCCACAACCUGUAUGAGUUUUAGUUUCUCUUUUGGUUUUAAACGUGCUGGAACUAUCCCUCCUGCCACAAUCCCCAGUUUCUUCCACCCACCCAGUGCCUAAAUAAGCCCUCCUGGGACAAUCGCAGAAGUCAUCAGCAGCUGCUACGCUCAGUCCUCCGCCUGUGUUUCUUCACACUGUUCUGCUCUCAGCCUACUGACUAUCCACCCACUACCUCCUCAAUUCCCGGCUCUUUUCUUAAUAAUUUUUUCUCCUUUCUGUGAGGCAUAAUCACAACACUAGCACAAUGAUGAACAUUGGCCACGGGACAGAGAUUUAGGACUUGAGUCUAGAUUGUGCCAACUUUAGUUGCAAACACACGUGACAGAUUUCCUUAGUUACGCUGGUGCCAGGUAGCAUCUUAAUAUUAGAUUUAUUUAUAUUUUUGCACCAAAUACAAUUAAAGCCAUACAAAAUAUUUAUGAAUUACCUAAACAUAUUUUUGUAUCAUAGUGCUCUUGUGUAAGUUUUCUAUGCUUGUAAAAAAAAACAUGAUAACAAAAUUGCACAAAUAAUUAGAGGAGAAUAUUGCUUUUUCUUUUUUUUUUCCCCAAGCAAUUGCUAGAUUCUUUGUGAGCGAACAAAGAAACAAAUGUAUUCAGUGAUUUGCUGUUUUGCAUGGUGUUGAUUUUCUUAGCCAGUGUGUGGUCAUGGCCCAGCCUCUUAAACAAACACCCUAUUUGCUAUUGUGACCUGUGAGAGCACACUUGACAAACGGUAGACUGUAGAUAUCUACCUUUCUCUCCCUUAUCCUCCCUUCUGUCUCCGUGUCCGAUGCCGGGCUUCAGUGGUGGGGGCAUCGGGGGAGGAGUGGGUGGCCCCGCUUCUGCUCCUCCCCGUCCAUUUCGACCAAGCCGAUAUGUUCCGGUGUCAGCAGCCACCUUUUUCCUUGUGGGAUCCACCACCUUGUUCUUUUGUUUUACUUGUCCGUGGUUAUCGGAGUACUUUUCAUCUGUCAUUCCCAUCUACAAUGCUGUUGUGUUCAUCUUCACCUUGGCCAACUUCUGCAUGGCCACUUUCAUGGACCCGGGAGUCUUUCCCAGAGCGGAGGAGGAUGAAGACAAAGAGGACGAUUUCCGUGCUCCGCUCUACAAGACCGUGGAGAUCAAAGGCAUCCAAGUGCGCAUGAAGUGGUGCUCAACCUGUCGCUUUUAUCGCCCGCCUCGCUGCUCGCACUGCUCCGUCUGUGACAACUGUGUGGAGGACUUUGACCAUCACUGUCCCUGGGUUAACAACUGCAUAGGUCGGAGGAAUUACCGUUAUUUCUUCCUUUUCCUGUUAUCGCUUACCACCCACAUCAUGGAUGUAUUUGGGUUUGGCUUGGUUUAUGUCCUGCACCACCGCCAGAGGCUGGACACGCCACACGCAGCUGUUACUAUGGCUGUCAUGUGUGUAGCUGGUCUGUUUUUUGUCCCAGUUGCUGGCCUUACUGGGUUCCACAUAGUGUUGGUGGCUCGCGGCAGGACCACAAAUGAACAGGUGACAGGAAAGUUUCGAGGAGGUGUCAAUCCUUUUACCAACGGUUGUUUCAGGAAUAUUUCAAACGUUCUGUGCAGAUCACAGGCUCCCAGAUACGUAGGCCGGUGGCGGAGCCCCCAGUCGGUGGAGAUACAGACACCGUUUCUUCGACCUGCUCUCACAGAGGCGCAGCUUGAAGCCAAGGUUCUGGACAACGGCAUCCAGAAUGACCGACACAGUGCCAGGUCCAAGAGCAGUCUGGAUCAGAAUGAGAGCCAGUCAGCUGAUGCAGAGCCCCCACCUCCUCCCAAACCAGAGCUGCGUUACGCCGGCCUGCCUCGUGCUGACACAGAGGAGAGCAGUUUGUUGACUGAAGCUCCGCCCACACCAUCAAUGUACAAGUACCGACCGGCCUUCAACAGCCCGGGAAGGAACCACACAGGGCAUACACACCCCAAUAAGAUGAUUCGAGGGGAGAGUCUUGACUCUCCGUCUCCCUCUAUCCUCCAGUCCAGCCGCCAGCCUAGCUAUCGCUCAGAGCCGAGCAGUCUAGAUGGGGUCACAGUGGUGGGGGGAGGUAUAGGGGUGCGCAGAGGUGGAGGGGAGAGGGGUGAGGGCCCCGGGGGCCCAGGCGGCCCAGGCGGAACUGCUGGGGUGGUGCCUGGGGGCAUGUCAGGUUACUCCCUGACCGGUCGCUCCUACACCUCCUAUCCAUCCUCUCUCGUUCUGUCCACCGGUGGCUCACACACCUCCAGCCUGCGCUCGGCGCACACAGCACACAACCCUCUGGCCACCCUCCACUCAGAGGGCACCACAGACACCAGCUACAAAAGCCUGGCCAAUCAAACGCCUCGGAAUGGCAGUCUGUCCUACGACAGCCUUCUAACGCCAUCCGAGAGCCCAGAGUUUGAGUCGGCGGCCCACGAGCUGUCGCCACAAAAGCUGUUUCCCUCGGCGGCUAUCACAGGCCGCACUGAGGUGGCGCUGCCCAGUACCCCGCUGCAGGGCUACAUGUCGCCCUUCCUCUCAGCUCAGAUUGCCCAGCAGAGGGAGGGGCAGCUGCUCCAGGGCUCUGCCACUUUCUCCUCCCCUCAUAGGGCCUACCUGCGUGCCGUCAGCCCUCCCCCUCCUGAGACCCAGCACCUGCUCCAACAUAACCAGGACCCCUCCACCCGAGGCCCUCGUAACCCUUCCUCCUCGUCCUCAUCCCCUGGGGCUCGUUCCCUGGAGCCCCCUGUCUCUCCGCCGCCUCGCGGCCUCUCCCUCAGCAAAUCUCAGGCUCACAGUGGAGAUGCAGGGCCUCAGCACAAGCCUCGACCUGCAGGAGGAGGUGUUGUGCUGGGAGGGGUAGGAGCCGGAGGAGGGCAACAGGCUCCACAAUUCACCUCUCGCCCAGUCUCGACCAAUCACGCCACAUCCAAACCAGGGGGCGGGGUAAAGAAGGUGACAGGCGUCGGGGGGACCACCUAUGAGAUAUCAGUGUGAGCAACAGGCGUCCUCCAUGACCCAUCACAAAGGAGGGGGUGUCACUGGACUACUUGUCUUCAUCGAGCUGGACAUUAUCUGCCACGCAGGCUCCUAAAAUUAGAACGGUUUUCUGCUGUAACGGACUGAAGGAGUGGUUCUUGGUACUCCGGUUAUGAUCUUUGUGAUGCCACGGGACUUUGGUCUUCUCCAGCCUUUACGUAUUGAACAAAGAGGAACAGGGAGGCGUGAGUCAGUUUCCCCACAGGAUUAUUGUCUGUCCAUUCAGCCACUCCGUGAGCCAUAGACUGAUGUGACUGCAACACUGCACAGCUAGCUACAGUUGUGUCGUCACACAGCUAUUCACUGAUUUGCUGUUUUGCUGUGGUACACGAGCACAGUGCAGAGUGCUGACAGCAUUUUAAGAAAAUAUCAAGUGGAUGUAGAGUGAAGGAGUGAUGAGUCAGGACUGUCGACCAAUCAAAACGCUUUCUUUUUCACUGUCUGAACGGACCACACGACGUGUUGCUUGAUGAGAGUUUUAAAGAAAAAGAGUCCAGCCUUUACACACAGUAUCAUUUAGUUUUAUAAAUCUUUUUUAAGAUAUUGUUUUAUAUUCAUGUAUAUAAUCUUACAAUUACGGUCUGGUUUAAAAUUGUCAGGCAUUGAAGAUGACUUUUGGCCAGGUGGUAGAUGUAUACUGUGUAAUUAUUCCUUUUGAAAGCGAUUUAAGAUCAGUUGCUCACUUUUUAUUGGAUGGCUGCAUCAGCCAAUCAUGAGCUCUUGCUGGAACUAUAAUCGUCCAAAGAGAAGGAUUCUUCGUUGAGCGCACAGGAGGCAAAUCAUUGAGCUGAAUUCUUUAUGAAAAAGGACAAAAAAAAUGCCACAAAGAAAUUUCAGAAUCAUGAUUCCAGCACAAGUAUCGUUGUGAAAUGUAAGCUUGCAAUGUUUGUGCUAGAGACAUUAUGCAAAAUCUGUUUUAGCUUUAAAAUCAUUUCAUGUCUUUUUGGUGUUUUUUUUUUUCUCUUUUGUGUUUUCUGCGAUCUUUAAAAAAUGCAAAGAAUAACCUUUAAUAGAUGACCAUCCAAACGGGAGCAGCGAGGGGGAGGGGUUUAUUUAUUACACCAAACUAGACCACCUUGUUUUGGACACCCAUUCAAACCAGUCUUAUUCUUUUUUUAAGUGAAGGGAUGUUUUUUUUUAUUUGAGAGGAAGUGGAAGAAUGAAACAUUGAAUGCCACUAAAUAGAUAUUUGAUAAAUUGACUGGAGUGCAGUUGGCAUUUUUAUUUUAUUUGCCUCAAAUCCAUUCGUAGUAAAACAAGACUUUUUAUGUAAUACUUUGAAGAAAAAACACAUUGUCUUGUUUAUUUUCUUAAAAAUAUAUUUAAAGGUACAGAUCUAUUUUAAACUAUGCGUCAACAAAUGACAUGAGAUUGUCAGCAAGAAUGUGGCGGUUAAAGGUGUAUUUUUUUUUCUAUAUCAGAUCCCAUUGUUACAUCUGCAGCUGGUUCCAAGUAGCGUAUUUUUUGGCAGGGGUCGGGGGUUUGAAGCUCAGCAGCAGUACAGUUUGCUCUCAGUCGCUGCUUUCUGUCAGGCUUUUUCUACAGUCUGCAUGUGUGUUAUUUCUUGGUUUGUUUUGAUGAAUGCUUCACUGGCGUGCAUAGCUUUUUGAGAAUCUUGUCAAAUGCCCAUGUGGGGUCCAUGUGUGCGUGAUAAUGAGAGAAGAAGCGUUGUUAGUGGCACCAGCAGCCGUCACACGGAAAUGGAAGAGAACCAGUGUUAAGUAAGUUUCUUCCCUCUCUGGUCAAGGAUGGCAACCCUUGAACAAUUUAAAGAUGUGUGAGAAUUAAAAAAAUAUACUUCUGUAUGAGAUAAAAUAUUACGAUUGUGGGCUGUGAUGAUGGGUGGGAACGAGUUUCACAAAUAUCUGUAACGAGUUCAUUAAAGACAUUUCCAAAAGGGUUUGUCAGGAUCAGGUUUUUAAGAAUACACAGGUCAGUGU